Messenger RNA from Synchiropus splendidus (mandarinfish), 10450 nucleotides. RefSeq names its product collagen, type XII, alpha 1a (gene col12a1a). Gene Ontology annotation, molecular function: protein binding. Bases 374 to 9622 code for a protein of 3082 amino acids. The transcript is spliced from 66 exons. Lineage: Eukaryota; Metazoa; Chordata; Actinopteri; Syngnathiformes; Callionymidae. The record is from RefSeq and is a predicted model, not a curated record.
GACAUUAAAAUUAGAUUAGUGGAAGUUAGUUGAUUUACCUGUGCUCACACAGAAGUCUCAAACGGGGACUUCCUGUUACACAUUGAUGCAUUUUUAAAAAAUGAAUUUAUGAAUAAACGUGAGCAUUUAAAACAUUUUAAACCUCAAUGCCAUGAUCGGCAUACAAUGGUGCACUUAAAAUGUGACUUGGUGAAUGUCCCAAAUAUGUGCAAAAUAGAUCACCUGUUAACUUGCUAGGAUAUUAGCUAGUCCGCUAAGCUAUGAGAUAACACUGGUUGUUAUGAAUUAGAGCAAUACAAAGCAGAGGAGGAGAGAGGUGAUGUAUUGCUUGAAAGAUAGAGCGAAACUGCUUAAUCUCCCUGUAAGUUUCUGAAUGUCAGUGUACUUUGAUGCCCUGCUGACACGAAUAAGGCAGAAAAUGAAGAGGGGGCUGUUUGUGGCCUCAGCGGUCGUCCUGGCAGCUCUGAUAUCAACCGUCGAUGCGCAAGUGGAACCUCCUUCAAACUUGAAAUUUAAAAUAAUAAAUGAGAAUACAGUGGAAAUGUCAUGGGUGAGACCCCCGUCACCGAUCGAGGGCUUCAGAAUACAAGUUGUGUCCGACGCAGAUGAACCUUCCAGAGAUUUCACCCUUGACCCAUAUUCAACAAUGACCUCAAUCACUGACUUGACCCCUGACCUGGACUACUCAGUGUCCAUAAACUCUUAUUAUGGGUCAGAGGAGAGCAUUCCCAUCUUUGGACAGUUGACUAUCCAGUCCAGCAACAGCAGCGCGCGGGUCAGCCGGCCACACUCGGAAUCCAUCAAGUGCUCGGUUAGCGCAAUAGCAGACUUGGUCUUCCUGGUGGACGGGUCCUGGAGUGUGGGCAGAGAGAACUUCAAGCACAUUCGUAGCUUCAUCGCUGCGCUUGCUGGAGCCUUUGACAUUGGCGCUGAUAAAACCAGAGUGGCUGUAGUUCAGUACAGCACUGACACCCGCACAGAGUUCAAUCUGACCCGUUACACUAAAAGAGGAGACCUGCUCCAGGCCAUCAACUCACUGCCGUACAAGGGUGGAAACACCAUGACAGGCGAUGCCAUCGAUUAUUUGUCGAGAAACAUCUUCACGGAAGCAGCUGGAUCCAGGCAAGCUUUUCCUAAGGUGGCCAUGAUCAUCACUGACGGGAAAUCGCAGGACUCAGUGGAAGAAUAUGCGAAAAGACUUAGGAACACCGGAGUGGAAAUAUUUGUCCUAGGUAUCAAAGGAGCAGAUGAGGACGAGCUGAGGGAAAUGGCCUCCCGGCCACACAACAAGCAUGUGUACAAUGUCCCCAACUUUGAUUUGAUCCAAGAGGUCCAAAGAAAGAUCAUCAUGGAGGUGUGCUCUGGUGUCGACGAGCAGCUCACGUCUCUGGUGUCCGGGGAAGAAAUGGUGGAGCCGCCUUCUAACUUGCAGGUCACAGAAAUUGCAUCAAAGUCAAUGAGGGUGACAUGGGAUCUCUCCCAAGGGGAUGUGACCGGUUAUAAACUUGUCCUUGUUCCCAUGAUUCCCGAUGUGAAGCGGCAAGAGUUGUACAUGGGAGCCACUCAGGCCUCCAUGAACGUGCGAGACCUUUCCCCGGAGACUGAGUAUGAGAUUAGCUUGUAUGCUCUAAAAGGUCUGACUCCCAGUGAGCCCGUCAUGGCUAUGGAAAAGACCCAGCCUGUGAAGGUGUCAACAGAGUGCUCUUUGGGGGUGGAUGUCCAGGCGGAUGUUGUCCUGCUGGUGGACGGCUCAUACAGUAUUGGAUUACAAAACUUUGCCAAAGUCCGUGCCUUUUUGGAAGUUCUGGUCAACUCAUUUGACGUUGGACCAGGGAAAGUCCAGCUCAGCUUGGUUCAGUACAGCCGAGACCCACACACUGAGUUUGCCCUCAACACCCACCACGACAUCAAUGCUGUUGUGAAAGCUAUCCGGACAUUCCCUUACCGUGGUGGCUCCACCAACACCGGCAAGGCCAUGACUUACGUCAGAGAGAAGAUCUUCACCACUGCUCGUGGUGCUAGAACAAACGUCCCCAGAGUCAUGGUCCUGAUCACUGAUGGAAAAUCCUCAGACUCCUUUAAAGAUGCUGCCACCAAACUGAGGAAUACUGAGGUGGAGAUCUUUGCAGUGGGUGUGAAGGACGCUGUGAGGUCCGAGCUGGAAGCCAUUGCCAAUGAGCCGUCAGACACUCACGUGUACGAGGUGGAGGACUUUGAUGCUUUCCAGAGAAUCUCCAAGGAGCUCACACAGUCCAUCUGUCUGAGGAUUGAGCAGGAACUGCUGAACAUCAUCAAAAAGAGUCUGUUGCCUCCAACGGACCUUCAGUUUUCUGAAAUAACAUCCAGAAGCUUCCGCACCACCUGGACGCCGCCCGCUGCCGCUGUCUUGUCCUACCUUGUGCGCUUCCGCAAAGCUGAAGACAUCACCGGCAGCUACAUCACCAUGGCUGUACCUGGUGACACCAACACUGUCAUUCUGCCAUACCUCACCCCACUCACGACCUACGAGGUCAACGUCUUUUCUCAAUAUGAUAAAGGAGACAGCUUUGCCUUGAGUGGCGAAGAGACCACUCUUGAAGAGCAAGGGCCUGUACGGAACCUAAGAGUCACAGAGGAGACCACCAACAGUUUUAGGGUGUCUUGGCAGCCAGCUCCAGGUUCAGUUAUCAGAUACCACCUCAUAUACGUUCCACUGUCUGGUGCUGGGGAAGAACUGCGGGCUGAAACAAUCGGGCCUGAGACCACCAUCGUUCUUCAGGAGCUUUUCCCCAUAACCACCUACCGCGUGACUGUGUCUGCUGAGUAUGCCACAGGCUCAGGAGAUGCAAUGCAAGUUGAAGGAACGACUAAGGAAGUGCGAGGCGCUCCUAGAGACCUGCGGGUAUACGACGAGACCAUAACAACAAUGAAGCUGGCCUGGCAGGCAGCUCCAGGAAACGUCGUCCAGUACCGUAUUGAUUAUAAACCUGCUCUGGGAGGUGACAGGAAAGAGAUUUCUGUCAGGGGAGAUACAACACAGGCGACGCUAAAGAAACUUGAACCAGCCACAGAGUAUGAGCUGUUCGUCACUCCAAGCUAUGCGUCUGGCAUGGGCGAUCCGCUACUGGGCACCGGAACCACCUUGGAAGAGCUCGGUUCUCCUAAAGACUUGGUGACAAAGGACCCCACUGACACCACUUUCGUCGUCUUGUGGACCGCUGCACCGGGUAACGUGCGGCAGUACCGGGUCAAGUGGAAGUCUCUGUUCACGGAAGAGACAGGGGAGAAGAUGGUGCGAGGGGACAUGACGUCCACCAUCCUGGAGGGUCUCACCCCUGAGACACGUUACGAGGUCUCUGUGUUUGCUGGUUACGGCCACGGAGAGGGUCAACCACUGGUCGGGGAGGAAACCACUGAUAUCUCAGCUGCUGGCAGGGCCAUUGUUGUGUCUGAGGAGACGGAGAAGACCAUGAAAGUGUCAUGGAAGGCGGCACCUGGAAACGUAGUCAACUAUAGGGUGACAUACAAGCCAAAAGCUGGGGGCCGGCAACUUGCUACCAAGGUUCCAGGUGGUACCACCACCACCGUCCUGAAGCGACUGACUCCUCUUACCACCUAUGAGAUUGUGGUUGUUCCUGUGUAUCGUGGCGGAGAGGGCAAAUCAAGAGAGGGAGAAGGCACCACAUUGACCCCAUACAAAGGUCCAAGGAACCUCCAGACAUCAGAGCCCAGCAAGACUAGUUUCCGUGUGACUUGGGACCACGCACCUGGUAAUGUGACGGGGUAUAAAGUGAUCUUCCACCCUAUUGAGGAUGAGAUUGAUCUUGGAGAGCUGCUGGUGGGUCCCUACGACAACACAGUGGUGUUGGAGGAGUUGAGAGCUGGUACCAAGUACACAGUGAAUGUGUUUGGGGUGUUCGAUGGGGGCGAGAGUAUGCCUUUGGCUGGAGAAGAGAAAACUACACUCUCUGAUGCUCCCGAUCCUCCUUUUUAUUCACCGACAGGUGUGAUGUGUAAGACCAAGGCACAAGCUGACAUUGUGCUGCUGGUGGACGGAUCCUGGAGCAUUGGCCGUCUCAACUUCAAGACCAUUCGCGCCUUCAUCGCACGCAUGGUCGGUGUUUUUGACAUUGGCCCUGAAAGAGUCCAAAUUGGUCUUGCUCAGUACAGUGGAGACCCGAAAACAGAAUGGCAUUUGGACGCUCAUAGAAACAGAGACACUCUCUUGGACGCCAUCGCCAACCUGCCGUACAAGGGCGGAAACACCCUGACUGGGAUGGCUCUGAAAUACAUCCUCCAGAACAAUUUCAAAGAGAACGUCGGCAUGCGACCCAAAGCUCGCAAAAUCGGUGUCUUGAUCACUGAUGGCAAAUCUCAGGAUGAUGUCAUUGUUAACUCUCAGAACCUGCGCGAUGAAGGCGUGGAGCUUUACGCUAUUGGUGUCAAGAACGCAGACGAGAAUGAGCUGAGGUCCAUCGCUUCUGAUCCGGAUAAGAUCCACAUGUACAACGUGGCUGACUUCUCCUUCCUGCUGGACAUUGUGGACAAUCUGACCAACAACCUCUGUAACAGCGUGAAAGGACCAGGAGGCCCUCCUGAGGCUCCCACCAACCUGGUGACAUCUGAGGUCACUCACCAGUCCUUCAGGGUGACGUGGACGGCCCCUGAAGAACCCGUGGAGAGAUACCGCGUCGAGUACGCCACUGUGUCUGGACGCCCUCAGCAGGUGUAUGUGGACGGCACUCAGACCACAGUGGUUCUCCAGCAGCUCAGUCCUCUGACCCCAUACGUGGUCAGCGUCUACUCCGUGGUGGAAGAUGAGAGCAGCGAACCGCUCGAAGGAACCGAGACCACAUUGCCUCUAAAUGUUGUGAGGAGGAUGGACAUUUUCGACGAGAAGACCACCACCAUGCGUGUGAGAUGGGAGGAGGCGGAGGGUGCGACAGGCUACAUGCUGCUCUACAGCAGCAUCAACGCUUCUCAGCCCAUCAUUGAUGAGGAGAUCCGCGUGGGACGAGGUAGAACUGAUGUGCAGCUGGUGAAACUCAUUCCAAACACGGCCUACUCUGUGUCGAUCUACGCUCUUCACGGAGAGACGGCGAGUGAACCUCUCACUCAGCAGGGAGUCACAUUGCCUCUGCCACCUGCUGGCGUGCUCAGGGUUCGUGACGUCACCCACAGCACCAUCCGCCUGCUCUGGGACGCCGCCCCUGGUCCUGUUCGCAAGUACAUAAUCACCUACAAGGCUGAGGAUGCUGACCCGAAAGAGCUUGAAGUCGGUGGCAGCGUGACCACCAGACAACUGGACAACCUGAUGUCCCAGACUGAGUAUGCCCUGUCUGUGACCCCGGUCUACGAUGAGGGUCCUGGUCAGCCAAUGUUGGGCGAGGCCAUCACAGAUGUGGUGCCAGCGCCGAAGAACCUCCGAUUUUCUGAAGUCACCCAAACCAGCUUCAGAGCCACUUGGGAACACGGAGCUCCUGAUGUGGCUCUUUACAGAAUUGGCUGGACCAAAAAGGGCGAGUCGAACUUCGAAUACGCCAUUUUAAACAAUGAUGAGACCACCCACGUCCUGGAGAACCUUGAGCCGGACACACCCUACGACGUGUCGGUCACUGCCAUCUACCCAGAUGAGUCGGAGAGCGAGGAUCUCUUGGGCACAGAGAGGACAUUGUCCAGACAAACUGGUCCAGUGCAGAACGGUCCUCCCACCAACCUAGUUGUGUUCAAUGAGACAACCACAAGUUUGAACGCCAGGUGGGAACCGGCACCGGGUCGUGUUCAGACUUACAAGAUCACCUACGUUCCCACAUCUGGAGGCAGAACUCAGACUGCUCAGAUUGGAGGAAAGAAGACGACCCUCCUGAUGCCCAAGCUGACCCCCGACACCGAAUACUCCAUCACUGUUGUCGCAGUCUAUGCUAGAGGAGUCAGCCGGGAGCUGAGGGGACUCGGCAAGACCAAGCCUUUGGGUGGCGUCCGAAACUUGCGGGUCACUGACCCUACCACCAGCACCCUGAAUGUCCGGUGGGAGGCCGCUGAAGGCAAUGUGAGACAGUACCGGGUCUUCUAUGUGCCCGCUGCUGGAGGAGAAGAAGAAAUGGCUCAAGUGUCAGGCAGCACCUACAACACUGUACUGAAGAACCUUCAGUCCGACACCGUCUAUACCGUCACCGUGGUUCCUGUGUACGCUGCUGGAGAGGGACAGCGGAUGUCUGAGAACGGAAAAACAUUGGAACGCAGCCCAGUGAGGAACAUCCAGGUCUUCAACCCCUCAACCAACACUCUGAACGUUCGCUGGGAGCCUGCCACUGGUCCGGUUCAGCAGUACCGGGUGGUCUACGCUCCGUUGACUGGAGCCAGACCCUCGGAGUCGGUUCUGGUACCAGGGACCACCACCACAGCGCUGUUGCAGCAGCUGCUGCCCGACACACAGUACAACGUGGGUGUUGUUGCGUUGUACAGUGACGGAGAAGGUCCCACCAUCAGUGACGCUGGCAAGACAUUACCCAGAAGUGGCCCAAGAAACAUGCGCGUGUACGACCCCACCACCACCACUCUGUCUGUGAGCUGGGAACCUGCCGAAGGUCCGGUCGUCCAGUACCGCAUCACGUACGCUCAGACCACUGGAGACCCCAUUGAGGAAUAUACGACCGUGCCAGGAAACAGAAACAACGUGGUCCUACAGAAUCUGGAUCCAGACACGCCGUAUUCAAUCAAAGUGACUGCCAUCUAUGGCGACGGACCUGGAGGAGAGCUGGAAGGAGAUGGACGUACAGUGGGAAUGCUUGGACCCAGGAAUCUCCGUGUCACUGAUGAGUGGUACACCCGCUUCAGAGUGUCCUGGGACCCUGCGCCGUCCAGGGUGAACGGAUACAAGCUCAUCUACCAGCCCGAGGGUUCAGAUGACUCUCAGGAAGUGUUUGUGGGCGAUGUGACGACCCACCAGCUUCAUAACCUGAAACCAGGAACCACUUAUGACCUGAAGGUCAUCGCCCAGUACAGCUCCGGAGACAGCGCCCCUCUGGUGGGCCAGGGCACCACCUUGUACCUGAACGUGACCGACUUGACCACAUACAACGUUGACUACAACACCUUCUGCCUCCGAUGGGCUCCACACAGGGCAGCCACUUCCUACAGACUGAAAGUCCAUCCAAUCGAUGCUUCCAGGGGUGGCGCUCAGGAGAUCACCGUCAGGGGCUCGGAAAGUACUCACUGCUUUAACAACUUGACUCCUGACACUCUCUACAACGCCACAGUGUACACUCAGACUCCCAACCUUGAAGGUCCUGGAGUGAGCAUCAGAGAAAGAACAUUGGUCAAGCCAACUGAAAUGCCCACUGAGCCUCCACCACCUCCUGCUCCAGCAACAGUUCCCCCUGCUCUGGAUGCUUGCAAAGGUGCCAAGGCCGACCUGGUCUUCCUCAUUGAUGGCUCCUGGAGUAUCGGAGACGAGAGCUUCAACAAGGUCAUCCAGUUUGUCACCAGCAUGACCGGAGCUUUUGACGUGAUCAGCCCCACUGGAAUGCAGGUUUCGUUCGUGCAGUUUAGCGAUGAUGCUAAAACUGAGUUCAAACUGAACACUUACCAUGACAAGGGUGUCGUGCUCUCAGCCCUGCAGAAUGUCCGCUACAGAGGCGGGAACACAAAGAUGGGUAUCGCUCUGAAACACGUGUACGAGAAGGUCUUCACCUCUGACAGUGGGAUGAGAAGGAAUGUACCCAAAGUGCUGGUGGUGGUGACAGAUGGGCGCUCGCAGGACGAUGUCAAGAAGAGCGCUGAGAAGCUCCAACACGCUGGCUACAGUGUGUUUGUGGUCGGCGUGGCGGAUGUGGACAUGACAGAACUGAGAGUAAUCGGCAGCAAGCCCAGCGAGAGACAUGUGUUGUUGGUAGACGACUACGACGCCUUCGCCAAGAUCCAGGACAACCUGAUCACUUUCAUCUGUGAAACAGCCACUUCCACUUGCCCCCUGAUUUACAUGAAUGGAUACACCACUCCUGGUUUCAGGAUGCUGGAGUCCUUCAACAUCACCGAUCGUACAUUUGCUGGCAUGAACGGCGUGUCCAUGGAGCCCGGCUCCUUUAACAGCUACAUUGCUUACAGGCUGCACAAGGAUGCCUUCCUCAAUCAGCCCACCAAGGAGGUCCAUCCAGAGGGUCUUCCCCCCUCGUACACCAUCAUCCUUCUCUUCCGCCUGCUGCCUGACACACCAUCUGAGGCGUUUGAUAUUUGGCAAAUAUCCAGCAAGAACAACAACCCUGAAGUCGGGGUGACAGUUAAUCCUUCCAGCAAGACAAUCUCAUUCUACAACAAGGACACCAGAGGAGAGAUCCAAAAAGCAACGUUCAACGAGGAGCAAGUCAAGCGUGUUUUCCAUGGAAGCUUCCACAAACUGCACAUUACUGUCUCACCGGAGAAGAUCAAGCUUAACGUGGACUGCCAGGAGGUGGCAGAGAAGCCCAUCAAGCAGGCCAGCAACAUCUCGCUGGACGGAUACGAGGUGCUUGGAAAGAUGGUCAAGUCUGGCGGCGGAAGGCGGCAGUCAGCAACAUUCCAACUCCAGAUGUUCGAUAUUGUUUGCAGCUUGAGCUGGAUCAGCCGCGACAAAUGCUGUGACCUCCCCUCGACAAGAGACGAGGCGAAGUGCCCAGCCCUCCCCCACUCCUGCACAUGCACACAGGACAGCAUCGGCCCUCAGGGGCCUCCUGGACCUUCGGGAAGCCCAGGUUCUAAGGGACCACGUGGUGAUCGAGGGGAUACAGGUGCAGCUGGUUCAAUGGGUCCACGUGGCGAGCCAGGUCUUGCAGGACCUAUGGGACCACCGGGCCCACAGGGACCCAAUGGACUUUCCCUACCUGGAGAACCAGGUCGCCCCGGACCAAAGGGAGACCGAGGAGACCCGGGCCUGCCUGGUCUGCCAGGCUCUCCAGGACAACGUGGUCCUCUUGGCCCAGUUGGACCCAGUGGAGUGAGGGGGCCACCAGGAAAGGAGGGACCAUCUGGACCUCGAGGCCCACCAGGGCCCAUGGGAAGUCCUGGAAAUCCAGGUGUGCCCGGAAUCACUGGCAAACCAGGAAAACAAGGAGAACCAGGGAUCCCUGGACCAGUUGGCCUCAAAGGAGAGAAAGGAGAGAGGGGAGACAUGGCGUCCCAGAACAUGAUGCGCACCAUCGCAAGACAAGUCUGCGAACAACUUGUCAACAGUCAGAUGAGCCGUUUCGACCACAUGAUCAACCAGAUUCCCUCCGGAUAUAGAAGCAAUUCCCCUGGACCACCAGGACCAGCUGGACCUCCCGGAGAACCUGGUGCACGGGGAGAGCCAGGACAAACCGGCAGGAAUGGAUUCCCUGGAAGCCCAGGACUUCCUGGGAAUCAAGGAGAAAGAGGAAUGCCAGGAGAGAAGGGAGAGCGAGGAUCUCCAGGCAACGGGAUCAGAGGACAGAGAGGUGCAACCGGGCCACCAGGGCCUCCAGGAGAGUCCAGGACAGGACCCCCAGGUCCCUCUGGCUCCGCCGGGUCCCGCGGCCCUCCCGGUCGUCAGGGUACUCCCGGGGUUCGGGGACCACCGGGCCCUCCUGGAUAUUGCGACUCCUCUCAGUGUGUUGGCAUUCCCUACAACGGUCAAGGAUACACAGGUUAAUAAACCCUCUAAGUCGUCCUGACUCUCAGAUGUUUGCCCUUUUGCUGUGAGGCACAAACAUCCUGGACAUAACUAAUGAACGUUAAAACAAGACAAAAGAAAUUGGAGUGGACUAACAUCAUCUCACAGCUACAAACUUCAGUGAUGGCAACCUGCUGGUCUGUUUGCAUCUACAAACCGUAGAGGGGGAAAAAUAAGAGACUUUUCUACCGAGGAAGGAGCAUGUUCCGACAAAACCCAGCGAUACAAAACUCCUACUAACCAAAGCUGAAAGUCAAGGUGUAUAUAAACUAAUGUGUGCCUUGUAAAUGAUGUAUGAAGCGGGACAUUUUUACUAAAAAUAACUUGAGCUUGUGCCUCGUAACCCUCUGCUUACUUACCACCAACAUAACCUCUGUUUACAAACCAGACUGAAGCAUGUUGUUAAUCAUGUUUUUUUGUCGAUCAAAAUGGUGCUAAAUGUUGAUUUUCCUGUCUUUUCUAGUAGCAUCUGGUUAUUAUAUUUCAUAUCUAAUGUGUCCAUUUGAAAGUUUCCAGUAUCUAGUUCUAUAUUAUUCGAAGCAGGAAGGUUUUUUUUGUGCUGACACAGGGCAUUUUUAGGAAGUCCAUAGUGCAAUAUAAUUUAAAUUGUGCAUGUGAAAGUGGUUUUUGAUUGGCCAUCCCGGAUAUUUUCUAGCCGGCCGCUUCCAGCCUGAACCUGAUGUAGUGUCUAUACCUGUGGAGCCAGCAGCAGAGUUUGAGGCCAUUCAGUCCCGAAACCAGCGGAGACAGAGGUCGCUACCCAGAGACAAAACGCAAAGCUCAUAGCCACAAUGUUCGCAGAGCCUC